Molecule: messenger RNA, 1788 nt
Organism: Plasmodium fragile
Lineage: Eukaryota; Apicomplexa; Aconoidasida; Haemosporida; Plasmodiidae
Exons: 2
Coding region: 1-1788 (595 amino acids)
Biological process (GO): NAD+ metabolic process
Cellular component (GO): mitochondrion
Molecular function (GO): NAD+ kinase activity
Source: RefSeq, a predicted model, not a curated record
AUGUCAUACAUCUUCAAACACAUAAGCGCUGGAAAGGUUUGCACAACGAAUAACAUCUGCUUUGUAAAGUGGGGGAAGAUGAUGACCACUCCACACAUGAGUUGUAAAAAAUUCUCCCUAAGUGGAUACUCCGCGGGGGGCGGUGGCGACGCCAGCGACGGAAGCAACGGCAUUAACCAUGUUAGUCCCUUUUCCUAUGUUAACCGUUCUGACGAAACGGAACCCGUGUCGCCCAACUGUCUGGGGGAGCCUGCCUCCAGCCAUACGCCGCACAGCACAUGUGGCGACCUCUCAGGUGAAGUCCUUUUAAGAAAAUACGACAGAAUUUUAUUAAUUGAAAAAUACACCAAGUAUGAUAAUCUGAGGAAGCAAGGAUAUAAGGACGAUUAUAUUUUGCGCAAUUUUUUUUCUGUUUAUAUUUCUCACUUCACGCAUACUCUUAUAGUGAAUAACAUCAUUAACCUUUUGAGGACAAAGUACAGAUCACACGUUUCCAUUCUUAAGGCGUAUAAGCGGAACAUUGAAAAUAUUUGUAUCAGCAGCUCCAGUAUUUUUUCUCCGGAUGCGAUUUUCAGCGUGGGCGGAGACGGAACAUACCUCGAGUCGGCGCAUAUAAUCGCUAACAAAUACAUCGUGGACGACAACUCUGGAGGGAAGAAGAAGCACAUCGAGCUGGUUGGAAUUAAUAGCGACCCCAGGGGAUCGGAAGGGAAACUCUGCCUGGAAUAUUGCCAUGUAGAAUCUGAAAAUGAAGUAAACUACACGUAUGAAUCAUUUGAAGAAUUCGAGGAAAUUUACUACAAGAAAAAAAAAAAAAAAAAUUUUAUUUUCACGGAUGUGUCCAAUUUUAUCAGGACCCUCAAGGAUAGGGAAGAGAAGGGGAAGAAAAUGAGGAGUAAUAAGCAGCAAAUGGAAGAAUCGAAUUUGACACAUUUGAACACGAUGGAGCGAAUCACACAGAAUAAUAGUUUGUGUUAUGAUGGUGUGGAUGUGAAUGAGCAUAAUGGUGCGUCUGACAAGAUGGUCCACUCGGUCGGGAUGCGGAAAAGCAGUGAAGAGGGUGAUGCUGGAGAAUCGCCCCACACCCAACCUUCCAGCAAUCCGUUCACUUCCCUCCUCUCCACGCAGAGCGAGCGCCUGGAUAGUCUCACCAUCAGCGCAGAGGAGUACGCCAGGAAUACGCUCAAGUGCUUCUUCGAAACGAACAAGCAUCGUAAGCUACACAGAAAGUACAUCACUGUGUACAUCAAAAGGUCCAACGAAGAAGAAGGAAAAACAUACAGAAGUAUUAAUGAAGUGUACAUAUAUGAAGCUGUUAAAAAUAAUAUUUGUACAUAUAUAAAUAUAGAUAAUAAAAUUGUAAAAAAGCUAAAAAGUACAGCUCUGUUAAUUACAAGUGGAACUGGGUCUACUGCCUGGGCAUACAAUGUUAAUAAAAUUGAUAAAAAAAAAAUGAAAAAUAUUAUCGACGAAUUUGUACGUAUACAAAAUGAUGUAGUGAAGGAAAAUAUCCAGCCCAUAAACUACGAUGCUUUUUCAGAGUACAUAAAUAAUUCCAUUUGUUUUCAUCCCAGUAGUAAACAUAUGAAGUGUAUCGUUAAAGAGCCCGUGGAAAAUAGUGUGUAUGACUCUACUGAUCAUGUGUACGAUUGCCAAUAUGUCAAUAUACGGACCUGCACCAGCAACACAAUCGUCUACAUUGAUGGUGUAUACAAUAUUAAGAUUCAACCCAACGACUCAAUCAUUCUUCACAUAAAGGAGGAUGACUUUGUCGUCAGUUACAAGUAG